This is a messenger RNA of Trichoderma asperellum CBS 433.97, 988 nucleotides long. Lineage: Eukaryota; Fungi; Ascomycota; Sordariomycetes; Hypocreales; Hypocreaceae. The record is from RefSeq and is a predicted model, not a curated record.
AUGGCAAAGAGCCAGUACCGAGGCAAACAGAAACUUGGAAGCCACGGCGCCCCGCUUUUCCCGUCCCCCAGAACCGCCUUCAGCAGGUCAGCCGCAGCUCCGCCCCAGUGGGAAGCGCAAGGGAGAUACCUUUUCGGUACCCCCUGCAUUGCGUCCGCAGGGAUGAGCUCGUAUGUACUUGAGCAGUACCCGGUGCGAAACCACGCGAGCCCCGGGAUUUGCCCAGGCUCGAUUUAAUUACCAAGCCGCCGGGGCUUGUGAUUGCCCCAGCCAUUUGAUGAAGGCUCAUCUCCCCUCCUCCCGUCAACACUGGAGCUUAUCGCAACUCUUUGCUCUCUCCCAAAUUCCAGAUUCGAAUUGCAUCCUGCCAGGCCCGACGCGUUACUCGCACAAUAAUAACAGCAGACUAAGCCUUACGCGCCGAUUCUGCUCGUCUUGCUUGUGCCGUCGCUUAUCGCCACAACCUGGGGCCUGCCUCAGCCCCAGCUGGGAAAAAAAAAACGAAAUUGCUGGCAGCACACCAAACCAAGCCAGCCUCCACACCCCAAGACUCAAAGAGGCGACCCUAAAAGGAUUGCACGCGCUCCGUGGCCAUAGCACUGUUGUGAUACCCCGGCUGUUUUUCUUGCUGCUCAUUUCUUAACCCUUUCCACAAUGGCCUCGCCACCUAAGCCUUGGGAACGAGCUGGAACCUCAGUACCUUCACGUAAGUCCCAACACAUAACCGCCCAAAGCUCUUGUGCCCAGAGCGCGCCUCGCUCGUGACCUUCACAUGCUGACUAGCCUUUUGCCCUCUCUUUAGUCACUAUCCCUCCUUCAUCAGCCUCAUCAUCAGCGCCUCUGUCGCCGGCAUCAUCUGUUGCAUCUAUGGACGCACCACCGAUACCAGAGCGCCCGGCGUCGUUUGCUGCGGCCAUGACCCCGAGCGCUGCCACUCCUACCCCCGGUGUUAUGGGCGGUAUGGCUGCCUCUCCCUACGGCGCCUACA